This is a messenger RNA of Gekko japonicus, 1219 nucleotides long. RefSeq names its product PH and SEC7 domain-containing protein 3-like. The annotation marks the transcript as partial. Lineage: Eukaryota; Metazoa; Chordata; Lepidosauria; Squamata; Gekkonidae. The record is from RefSeq and is a predicted model, not a curated record. Gene Ontology annotation, molecular function: guanyl-nucleotide exchange factor activity. The transcript has 8 exons. Gene Ontology annotation, biological process: regulation of ARF protein signal transduction.
AUGGAUGGACAGACAGCGUUUGGAAGAACAUUUGUUUGGGUUAAUGGUGCAUCGGCUCAUUCCCAGAGUGUUGCUAAGGCCAAGUACGAAUUUUUAUUUGGUGGAUCAGAAAAUGACACAACUCCAGAAUCUGGUGGCCAUGGAGGCAGCACUAAUGAACUCCCGGAAUACGGGAUCGUGGAAGAAGAUGCCAAAGCUUGGGAGGCAUCAUCUGCGAUUCACGGAGAGGCUAUAACAUGUGCUCCAGAUGGUCGGCCAAGUGACCAGCUGCUGCCGAGGCCUCUUGAGAAUGCCUCAUCAUCAUUGGUUGGCUUGCCUGAGAGCUCUUGCAGUGGAUCGUGGGACAGCCUUAGGCCUUUAGCUUCACUGGCUGAGGGUGAAGAGGAUGAAGUCUUUGUAGAAGAAGGAGAAAAAGAAGAAAAGAGCUUGGAUGGAGACAGGAGAUCUGUGCUAAACAAGGACAGUUCAAUGGAGGAGGAAGAAGCGGUCCGUGGAAGAGUGGAAGAUGUCCUUGGGCAACAAGACGACGAAGUCUCAGUAGAUGUGUACAGCUCACAGUUUGAAAGCAUUCUAGACAAUGCCUCUUUAUAUUAUAGCAUCGGGUCGCUGGAGACUUUAUGUUCAGAGCCCGAUAGCUACUUCAACUUUGAAAUGCCACUUACUCCGAUGAUCCAGCAAAGCAUCAAGGAGGAUGCUCAGUUUUUAGAAGGGACUCCAGGCGGGGAGGCCAGGAAGGGCCAUUGUGGUGGCAUCACCAAUGGAAUCGGAGAUAUGAAGGAGUCCGACAUCAUCAAGGCCUCUCCCUUGAAGAGCAAUGCAAGACUGGAUGGCCCAACACCAUUAGAAGCCACAGGGGACAUGGGUAGCAAUGACCUUUUGGGAAAAGAGGCGCACGAGCCCUUGAGUCACGAUCUCAUCAACAGCACCACCAACGGCAAUGUGGACGCAGCCCAGAGGCUGGCACGACGCCUCUACCAGCUGGACAGAUUCAAGCGGUCUGACGUACCAAAGCACUUGGGCAAAAAUAAUGAAUUCAGCAGGCUCGUAGCCGAGGAAUACCUUAAAUUCUUUGAUUUCACAGGCAUGUCUUUGGAUCUCUCCCUCAGGACAUUCUUCAAAGCUGUUUCCCUUAUUGGAGAAACUCAGGAAAGAGAGAGAGUUCUAAUUCACUUCUCUAAUAGAUACUACCAGUGCAACCCAAAUGCCAUCUCCACAAAAG